Cucurbita moschata (crookneck pumpkin) is the source of this 1546-nucleotide messenger RNA. Its product is annotated as solute carrier family 35 member F1-like. The record is from RefSeq and is a predicted model, not a curated record. Gene Ontology annotation, biological process: transmembrane transport. Gene Ontology annotation, cellular component: membrane. NCBI's taxonomy places the organism in Eukaryota, Viridiplantae, Streptophyta, Magnoliopsida, Cucurbitales, Cucurbitaceae. Gene Ontology annotation, molecular function: transmembrane transporter activity. The coding region runs from base 295 to 1389 and encodes 364 amino acids. The transcript is spliced from 11 exons.
UCAUGGUGCCAGUUGACAAUGCCGUAUGAUCCGGCCGCUACAGAUAGGUUUGACUUGUAUAAUUUACGAUACUUUCAAUUUUCAGUGUUCUGUAUGCUUAGAUCAUUUUCUGAAAGCGAAAGGAACUUCACAACGAUGCGGCUGGCGAUCCAUUUCGACAAUAAAUUCCACCAUUCCCUAAGUUUUCUUGUCGAUUUCAAAGCCGGUUCUGUGGAAUUGAUUUCAGUGAUCUUCUGGAAGUUUCUGCGAUUUUCUUUUCAAUUUUGUUGUGUGGCUGAUUGGGGAAGAUAGAAGAUGAGAGGUUUUAGGACGCUUUGGACGAAGAAGACAUGGAUUGGUCUUGGAUUGGGACAGAUUCUGUCUCUACUCAUCACUUCCACGGGGUUUUCUUCCUCUGAGCUUGCCAAACAGGGAAUCAAUGCACCCACCUCGCAGUCUUUUGUAAAUUAUGUGCUCUUGGCGAUUGUCUAUGGGAUCAUCAUGUUUUCCAGAAGGAAAGCCUUGAAGGCAAAAUGGUAUUACUACAUACUGCUUGGAUUAGUAGAUGUAGAGGCCAAUUUCCUUGUGGUAAAGGCCUAUCAAUACACAUCCAUAACAAGUGUAAUGCUGCUUGAUUGUUGGGCAAUCCCUUGUGUGUUGCUGUUCACUUGGCUAUUUUUGAAAACAAAAUAUAGACCGAGGAAGAUAGUUGGUGUCGUACUCUGUGUGGCUGGUGCCAUCGCAGUUGUUUUUUCAGAUGUUCAUGCCGGUGAACGGGCAGGAGGAAGCAACCCCAUUAAAGGGGAUGCACUGGUCAUUGCUGGUGCUACACUUUAUGCUGUCAGUAAUGUCAGUGAGGAAUUCCUUGUGAAGAAUUCUGGUAGAGUUGAAUUAAUGGCAAUGCUUGGUCUCUUUGGCUCAAUCAUCAGUGGAAUCCAAAUAAGCAUUAUAGAGCGCAAUGAGUUGAAAUCAAUUAAUUGGACUGCAGGGGCAACUCUUCCAUUUGUUGGAUUUUCAGUGGCUAUGUUUCUCUUCUAUUCCUUGGUUCCUAUAUUGCUUCAGAUCAAUGGAGCGGCAAUGUUGAACCUGUCUUUGAUGACCUCAGACAUGUGGGCUGUUGUGAUACGCAUUUUUGCUUAUCAUGAGAAGGUUGACUGGAUAUACUUCGUGGCGUUUGUUGCUGUGGUUGUUGGGCUUGUUCUUUAUUCAGUGGCCGACAAAGAAGAAAAUCACAGCCGUGUCGAUGUAGCUAUUGAAAUUGUCGAUGUGGAAAGGGGUUCAGGUAGUACACCAGAUGUUCGUGUUGAUGGCGAUGAAGGGAGGGAUCGCAUUGACAAAAAGGAUGAGAAUGCUUUGGUAGAACCAGAACCAGAACCAGAACCAUCAAUAUUGGGUUCAAGAGGAACAUAGUUCUGAGUUCCAAUGACUACAGAAGUUGGGAUAUUGAAACAGCAGCAGGGCAAGAAUAGCUGGAAAAUGUAUAUUAUAGUUCUUUUUCACAAAACGUACAUAACCUUCUCUUGAGAUCGAAAGUUUAAAUGUAUGUACUCGUAAUUAUUUUGUAGCU